AUGAAGCUCAGCAUAGCUCUCGCAGUACUCGCAACGGCGGUUGCCGAGGCGCACUACACAUUCCCCAGCGUUGCCACGACGGGCGACUGGCAGUAUGUGCGGACGACGGCCAACUUCCAGAGCAACGGGCCCGUGACCAACGUGCAGUCGGAGGACAUACGGUGCUACGAGCGCAACCCGGGGACGGGCGCGCCCAACAUCCUGACCGUCACGGCCGGACAGACCAUCGCGUACAACGCCAAGGCGUCCAUCUCGCACCCCGGGCCCAUGAGCUUCUACAUCGCCAAGGUGCCCGAGGGCCAGACGGCCGCCACGUGGGACGGCAAGGGCAAGGUCUGGUCCAAGAUCUACCAGGACCACCCCAGCAUCGCCGCCGGCAUGAGCUGGCCGUCUCAGGGCGCCAAAUCCGUCUCCGUCACCAUCCCCAAGUGCCUCGCCAACGGCGAGUACCUGCUGCGCGCAGAGCACAUCGGUCUGCACAGCGCCGGCAGCUCCGGUGGGGCCCAGUUCUACAUCUCGUGCGCCCAGCUCAGCGUCACCGGCGGCUCCGGCACCUACAGCCCCAAGAGCCUCGUCUCGUUCCCCGGCGCCUAUGCCGCGUCAGACCCCGGCAUUCUUAUUAACAUUUAUUACCCCGUGCCCAAGUCGUACACCCCGCCCGGCCCCGCGGCCGAGACAUGUUGA
Lasiosphaeria miniovina is the source of this 684-nucleotide messenger RNA. RefSeq names its product glycoside hydrolase. The record is from RefSeq and is a predicted model, not a curated record. Lineage: Eukaryota; Fungi; Ascomycota; Sordariomycetes; Sordariales; Lasiosphaeriaceae. Bases 1 to 684 code for a protein of 227 amino acids. The transcript has 3 exons.